AUUACUGCAGUGCAGAUCAAAUGUCUAGGCUAGAACUAAUUAGCAUGGCUAAGGAGUUUGGGUUGGAUAUUGAUAGAUGUACAAUUUGGUGGUUUGUUGUAUUUGUGAGGUAUAGGAUCUGAAAGAAAUAAAAACAAAUUCAGAUGCUUUAAGUAUGGCACUUUCUGUAGGGGCUACCAAGGAGGUUAAUGUGUACAUUAAAUAUGCAAGGUCUGACUGUGCCUAACAUGAAACUAUCCACCAUGAUGAAGGAGAAGAUGGUGAAGGAGAUAAUAAUCAAGUAGGUGUUGAUCAAGGAUACAAAGAUGUAGAAGCAGAAGAGGGAGAGGAGGAUGCAGAUGUUGGACAAGAUGGUGACUUACAAGGUAUCUUGUUAGGAAAAAAAAUUAAAGACAAGGCAAUAGAUGAGCAAAAUGAAUUUUAUGAUUCAGAUUACAGUUUUAAUGGGGAGACAGAUGGUGAAGAUGGUGAUGAGGAAUCCACAAGGAUUAGAACAGAGAUAGAAAUAGAUGGAGAGACUGCUGGAGUGGGAAGUGAUGGGGAUGUAGAAUCUGAAUAUGCAAGGUCUGAUGAGCUGCAGUCUUGUUCUUCAACAGACGAGGAGUCACUGGUGCCUAAUAGACCUAGAUAUGCAGAAUUCAAUGAAGAAGUUGAUAUGAAAAAUCCACAUUUUAAGAUAGGCAUGAAGUUCCGAAGUUUUAAAUAGUUUAAGGAAGCUGUAAAGAAUUAUGGUAUCAUGAAUCGCUAUGUGAUGAGCUUCAAGCCCAAUAAUAAAAAGAAGUGUAAAGCAUUCUGUAGAAAAAGGUGUCCCUUCUAUCUUUGGGCUUCUCCCAUGGUGACUGAUAAGAACACAGUUCAAAUCAAGACUGGGGUUUUAAAGCAUGAAUGUACAAGAGAUCAUGUAAACAAGCAUGUUAAUGCAUAUUGGGUGGCAAGGAAUUAUUUAGAGCAAUUUAGGGCAGAUCAUGCUUGGAGGAUUGCAGGAAUAAUUCAAGCAGUCAAAAGCAAUCAAGAGGUGGAUAUCAGCAGACUGAAAGCUUAUAGGGCCAAGAGCAUUGCACUUAGAAUUAUAGAUGGUGAUGAGAAGUCUCAAAUGUCAAGGUUGUAUGACUAUAGACUGGAGCUUCUAAAGACACAUCCUGGUUCAACAAUCAUUAUCAACUGCACUGACGAGGGUGUCUUCCAAGCAUUCUAUGUAUGCCUGGCUCCAUUGAGGGAAGGAUUUUUGGCAGGUUGUAGGCAUUUUGUUUCUCUAGAUGGAUGCUUCUUGAAAGGGGUGUAUGGAGGGCAAUUAUUAUGUGCCGUUGGGAUAGAUGCAAAUGAUUGCAUCUAUCCCAUAUCUUGGGCUAUGGUUAGUAAAGAGAACAAAGAUAAUUGGAAGUGGUUCUUGGAGAUCUUGGCACAAGAUUUGAGGAUAACUGAUAGCAGACAUUGGGCCUUUAUGUCUGACAGACAAAAGGCGAGCAAGGCUGAAUUUUUCUCUUUGUGUUUAUCUCCUAGCUUGAAUUUUGGAAAUUAUUCAAUGGCAACUUUACUUGUACUAAUUUAUAAUUGUCUUGGUGUUUCUCUCUUGCCUUUUACUUUGCUUUACUGGUUCUGGAUGGUGAUGUGGCAAUGUUAAAAUUAUCUAGGGAUUAAUGCCUGCAAUUGCAGAGCAUUUUCCACUUAGUGAGCACCGGUAUUGUGUGAGACACAUUCACACAAACUUUCGAAAAACCUUUAGGGGCAAAGCACUAAAAGACCAACUAUGGGCUUGCGCUAAAGCCACUAACCUUCAUGUCUUUGAAAAAGAAAUGGAAAUUAUGAAGGGGAUGUCAGUGGGGGGACAUGAUUACAUGAAAAAGAUAGAACCUAAACACUGGAGUAGGGCAUAAUUUCAAAGCAAAUUUAAAUGUGACAUCCUAUUAAAUAACUUAUUCGAGUGUUUUAAUAGUAAUAUCCUAGAGGCUAGGUUAAAGAGAGUGAUCACCAUGACCGAGAUGAUAAGAACACAAUUAAUGAAAAGGAUUCAAGGGAUGCAUUGAAGAAGGUGACAACAUCACAUUGCCCAAAAAUAUUGAAGAAGCUUGAAAAAUUUAAACAGUUAAGUUGGUUUUAUAAUACAACUCGGUCAAGAUGGGACAAAUACCAGGUUAUAGGGCCUAAUGGCCAGUUUGUGGUGGACAAGAGGCAGUGCACAUGCUCUUGUAGAAGGUGGAAAUUGAGUGGAAUUCCAUGUGGGCAUGCAAUAUCUGUGUUAUACUACAAUAAAGAGACACCCGAAAAUUAUCUGGACAAUUGUUACAAGGUUACGACUUUCAUGAACACCUAUAAGAAUAUACUAAAUCCUACUCAUGACAAAGACUCAUGGCCUAAGAGUGACCAAGGUCCUGUCAUUCCACCUAAACCAGUGAACCAAAGAAGAGGUAGGAAAACACUUCUUAGGAGAAAGGAAGCUAAAGAAAACCAAGGCUUCACCAAUGGGAAGGUUAGCAAGAGAGGUGUUAAAAUGAGAUGUAGUGUGUGUGGUGAAACAGGGCACAACAAGAGAUAUCAUGGACUAAAGGGAAAUAGAGAUGCUUCAGGCGGGCAAACACAUGGAGAGGCAAGCCAAGGUGAAUCCAUCACAGCAGAUGAUCAAACUGCAAUGAAUGAUGCUUUGAGAUUAAUUGAUGAAAAUGAGAGAGCUGAAGCAAAUACAGAAGCAGGGGGAGAAUAUCACAUAACACCACCAGCAUUGGAUCAUCAGGUGUCACAGUUCAUUACAAUUCCUGUUUAAGCAAUUCAUGAAGCAACACCCUUAGUAGAAUAUUCUAUGAGACAGCAACAACAUGAGUCAGGGCUUCCUGUCACACGGGUAUGCCUUAAAAUCUGAUAAAAUUUGAAAAUGAAGUCUUAAACAUUUUUUUCCCAUCACAUUUGUAGGUUCCAAUAAUACCUAACCAAAAAGCCCAUGUGGAAUUACCUAUUGGAGAAACCCCAGUGAGAAAACCAAAGAUAACCAUUAGGUCUAAAAAAUCAAGGAUAAACGAAGGACCUUCAUCUGAUGCCAAUCCACCAUUUAAAAAUCCUAUUUCUGCUGCAAUUGUCCCUAAGCUAAGGUCCUAGGGAAACCAAAAAGAUGUCAAAGAAGGGAGUAGGGCAGAGGCAACAGGUGCUGUCAAGAGAAAGAGGGCAUGGCUACCACCACGAAAUGGCUCCUUUUCUAGAUCAACCAACCCAUGAAGGAAAUGCAGUUUGCUUGUGAUUUUUG
Messenger RNA from Dioscorea cayenensis subsp. rotundata (Guinea yam), 3232 nucleotides. RefSeq lists its product as uncharacterized. The transcript has 7 exons. The record is from RefSeq and is a predicted model, not a curated record. The coding region runs from base 737 to 1621 and encodes 294 amino acids. Lineage: Eukaryota; Viridiplantae; Streptophyta; Magnoliopsida; Dioscoreales; Dioscoreaceae.